GAUCUGAUGAACGAAGCUGAGAAGACACCAAAUGUUGUGCAGGCCACCAACAAAGAGGGACUCUUUGAGAGACUGGAAGGCUUACAAGCAAAGCUGACCAUCUGUGAGAAGGCCCUGGCUGAAUAUCUGGAGACCAAGCGGCUGGCCUUCCCCCGCUUCUACUUUGUGUCCUCCGCCGAUCUGCUGGACAUCCUGUCCAACGGCAACAACCCUACCCUGGUAAACGCAAAAUACUUUGUUGUUGUCUUCUUCACAAGCUGUAAAAGUGUUGUGAAUUGCUGA
Molecule: messenger RNA, 282 nt
Organism: Acanthaster planci (crown-of-thorns starfish)
Lineage: Eukaryota; Metazoa; Echinodermata; Asteroidea; Valvatida; Acanthasteridae
Product: dynein beta chain, ciliary
Biological process (GO): microtubule-based movement
Cellular component (GO): dynein complex
Molecular function (GO): dynein light intermediate chain binding; ATP binding; minus-end-directed microtubule motor activity
Source: RefSeq, a predicted model, not a curated record